UUGUCUCUUGUUCACCACUUUGCUUCAAGUGUUUCGCUUGUGAAAAGAUAAAUCUUACACAAAACAACCAAGUGAAAAUCAUUCUGGUAAACCGAGGCGAUAAGCCAGCCUCCGUUCACACAUGCGACACAAAUGUGCUGAUUCAGCCAAUCGCUAAGACUGGAGCAUCGUGAGAACCGUGAGUGACAGCCCGGAUGUGACGUCGUCGUCACCGAGAUGCGCAACAUGUGGUUGACGAGAGGCACUGAUUGGUCGGGGCGACAGCAUUGAACGUGUUCCGCAUGGAGUUCUGCGUAGCAGAUUAUUCAUAAACACCAGUCGACGUGUGGAGCAGCAGCACUUAGCAGCUACGACGCACUACUUCCUUUGGCGGAAGAACAUCAUCGUGACAGCUGAAUAACUUCCCUGAUGAGAGAUUUUGUUUGUAGCAUUCAUUUGUGGAGUUAACUGAGCUUAGCUCACAUGUUAAUGGAUAGCUGAAGCUUUAACUGAUCAACAAAUUCAAGAUGGCCUCCAGUUCGUCCAUGAUCUUCACGGAAACGACACCUUUUGGUGUAGACAACACAACAGCGGAAGUGACAUUAAACAUCAGCGAUGAGGAGAAGAGACGAUAUCUGUCCCACCUUGACGACACGAUGUUUCCUAAAAUGAUACCAGCCGUGGUAUAUCUGGCCAUCCUGAUGUUUCUGGGUAUUUUCGGAAACAUCCUGGUGUUGAUUGUGUACCUCAAGAAAUUCAAACCAAGCCCAACACGUGUGUUUGUGGUAUGCCUGGCUGUGUUCGAUCUGAUGACCUGCAUCAUUUCACUCCCAGGAGAGAUCCUGGACAUGAGGUACACCCAUACGUUUAACUAUCCACAUCUGUGUAGAAUUCUACGAUUCAACAAUACAUUCUCCGUGGUGUCCUCGGGAUUCACGCUCAUAGCCGUUGCUAUAGACAGAUACAGGAAGAUAUGUCGACCAUUAAACAAACAGAUCACCAUCAGAGUCGCUCGCAUCAUGGUUGGAAUCGCUGUGUCUGUAUCACUUGUCCUCACCAUCCCAACAGUCAUAGUCAACGGUAAAACCACGGUACUAACGGACAGAGAGGGGAUAACUGGUUUCGACUGUUCCUUUGACGACAUGUGGAGCGAUACUCUGUUUCCCUUGGUCUAUACUGGAGUCUUGUUCCUCGUCUUCUUCGGUUCUCUAAGUGUCCUGGUGAUCGUGUACAUCCUCAUUGGCAGAACUGUCUUUAUUCACCGGAAGUUCAAAUUCCGUCCCGCCUCGGACAACAAAAACCAGUCUCCUCAGAACUCGACGUCCGAAACAGAGUUGUCUUCUGGAGAUGGUAAGGAACGGAAUGGGAAGCGGUACCUCCUCGGCAAUGGGAAGAGCUCAGACCAGGGCAAAGGCACCAGGAUUGCUUGGAUCUCGCCACGAAAAACGACGCCACCUUCCGUCACCGGUUCGAAGUUGAAGGUCGGCGUUGACGGUCCGUCCGAGACAAGUCGUACGAAUCUGAAUGACGACCCCGUGAAACCCAAGACAGCCAUCUUCACCCGUGGAACAGAGCAACCAUCAAAUGGUGUACGGCUGACCAAAUUUGUUAAAUUUAAUGGAAAAGGAAAAAAUAGUGCCCCUAAACCAGAAGAAAGGUCAGGACCGAAAGCGUCGAAGACAACGCUUAUGCUGUUCAUCAUCACCGCUGUGUUCAUCAUCAGCUUCCUACCUCAUCUGAUCCUGAUGAUAACUCGAGGCUUCAAAUCCGACUUCCUUGAAUCUUUACAUGGAGGGGGGAUCAUUGUGUAUAAUGUAUUCCUACGCUCAUACUUCAUGAACAGUGCAGCGAACUGCAUAGUAUACAGUUUUUGCAACGUGAAAUUCAGAAACGAGUGCAAGAAACUUCUCGUCCCUUGUUUAUCGUUGAGAAAAAAAUGACAAAAAACAACCCAUGGCUCUUUUCCUGAAAUUCCGUCCUUUUUGAAAGGAGAUCUUCAGAAAACAUUUAAUAUGUGAUGGAGCAAAUGUAAGACAUUUACUGGCCGCA
This is a messenger RNA of Haliotis rubra (blacklip abalone), 2028 nucleotides long. RefSeq names its product orexin receptor type 2-like. Lineage: Eukaryota; Metazoa; Mollusca; Gastropoda; Lepetellida; Haliotidae. The record is from RefSeq and is a predicted model, not a curated record. Gene Ontology annotation, biological process: neuropeptide signaling pathway. The coding region runs from base 507 to 1919 and encodes 470 amino acids. Gene Ontology annotation, cellular component: membrane. The transcript is spliced from 2 exons. Gene Ontology annotation, molecular function: neuropeptide receptor activity.